AUGUCCAGUGGCAAAGAAGCAGGUGGGGUCCACCCUUACCAGCCACAGCAGAGCCAGCAGCACGCGCAGUAUGUGGGGCCCUACCGGCUGGAGAAGACGCUGGGAAAAGGACAGACGGGUCUGGUGAAGCUGGGCGUACACUGCAUCACAGGGCAAAAAGUGGCCAUUAAGAUUGUGAACCGGGAAAAGCUUUCUGAGUCAGUUCUGAUGAAGGUGGAACGGGAAAUUGCCAUUUUGAAACUCAUUGAACAUCCCCAUGUGCUCAAGCUCCAUGACGUCUAUGAGAACAAAAAAUAUUUAUACCUGGUCUUGGAACAUGUCUCAGGAGGAGAACUCUUUGACUACCUGGUGAAGAAGGGACGUCUCACGCCCAAGGAAGCCAGGAAGUUUUUCCGGCAAAUUGUUUCCGCGUUGGAUUUCUGCCACAGCUAUUCAAUAUGCCACCGGGACUUGAAGCCGGAGAAUUUAUUGCUGGACGAGAAGAACAACAUUCGGAUUGCAGAUUUUGGCAUGGCCUCCCUGCAGGUCGGAGAUAGCCUGCUAGAAACAAGCUGUGGUUCUCCUCACUAUGCAUGUCCUGAGGUGAUCAAGGGGGAGAAGUACGAUGGACGUCGUGCCGACAUGUGGAGCUGUGGAGUUAUCCUCUUCGCCCUGCUGGUGGGAGCGCUACCCUUCGACGAUGACAACCUACGGCAGCUGUUGGAAAAAGUGAAACGGGGGAUUUUCCACAUGCCCCACUUCAUCCCUCCGGACUGCCAAAACCUCCUGAGAGGCAUGAUUGAGGUGGAGCCUGAGAAGCGUCUCAGUCUGGAACAGAUUCAGAAGCACCCGUGGUUCUUGGGAGGUAAGAAUGAGCCAGAACCGGAACAGCCAAUUCCUCGGAAGGUGGCAAUCCGGCGGAUCCAGUCUGUCAGCGAGCUGGAUCCGGAUGUGCUGGAGAGCAUGCACUCCCUGGGCUGCUUCCGCGACAAGAACAAGCUGAAGCAGGAGCUGCAGAACGAGGGGGAAAACCAGGAGAAAAUGAUUUACUACCUUCUACUUGACCGGAAGGAGAGAUACCCAAGCUGCGAAGACGAGGACUUGCCUCCACGCAAUGAUGUUGAUCCCCCUCGGAAGCGAGUUGACUCACCCAUGCUGAACCGACAUGGAAAGCGCCGGCCUGAGCGGAAGUCCAUGGAAGUUCUGAGUGUUACUGAUGGUGGUUCCCCCGUCCCGGCCCGACGGGCCAUAGAGAUGGCACAGCAUAGCCAGAGGUCUCGAUCUGUGAGUGGCGCCUCCACUGGCUUAUCUUCUAGUCCCCUCAGCAGCCCUAGGGUCACUCCCCACCCCUCCCCUCGGGGAAGCCCCCUCCCCACUCCGCUCGGCACCCCAGUGCACACGCCCAAAGAGAGCCCCAGCGGCACUCCCGGUGGGACGCCGCCGAGCAGUCCUGGUGUGGCCGGUGUUGCCUGGAAAACCCGCCUCAACUCCAUUAAGAACAGCUUCCUUGGCUCCCCUCGCUUUCACCGCCGGAAACUGCAAGUUCCCACACCAGAGGAAAUGUCCAGUCUUACUCCAGAGUCAUCCCCUGAGCUAGCCAAGAAAUCCUGGUUUGGGAAUUUUAUCAACCUAGACAAAGAGGAACAAAUUUUUGUGGUCAUCAGAGACAAACCCCUGAGCUCCAUCAAGGCUGAUAUUGUACAUGCCUUUCUCUCGAUCCCCAGCCUGAGCCACAGUGUCGUAUCCCAAACAAGCUUCCGGGCCGAAUACAAGUCGUCAGGCGGCCCUUCCGUCUUCCAGAAACCUGUCAAGUUCCAAGUGGACAUCAGCUACUCCGAGGGUGGGGAGGCACACAAGGACAGCGGGAUCUACUCGGUUACCUUCACCCUCAUCUCAGGUCCCAGCCGCCGGUUUAAGCGGGUUGUGGAAACAAUUCAGGCGCAACUGCUCAGCACACACGACCAGCCUUCGGUGCAAGCCCUUGCAGAUGAGAAGAACGGGCAGCAGCCCCGCUUGCCAGGCACCCCAACUCGCAGCUGCCAAACAUCUCGGCGCUCUGAAUCCGACGUGUCAUCUGAACACCAUCGACGUGGCUCCAAGGACAAGAAGCUCGUCUCAUCUAAUGGGACUCAAGUCCAGCAACCACCACCCCCGUCCCCACAGCAGCCAUGA
Molecule: messenger RNA, 2151 nt
Organism: Varanus komodoensis (Komodo dragon)
Lineage: Eukaryota; Metazoa; Chordata; Lepidosauria; Squamata; Varanidae
Gene: BRSK1
Product: BR serine/threonine kinase 1
Exons: 19
Coding region: 1-2151 (716 amino acids)
Biological process (GO): intracellular signal transduction; microtubule cytoskeleton organization; protein phosphorylation
Cellular component (GO): cytoplasm
Molecular function (GO): ATP binding; protein serine/threonine kinase activity; tau-protein kinase activity
Source: RefSeq, a predicted model, not a curated record